ACUGGAGCCGAGCGUCAUUUCAGCCUCGGCGGCGCUGCAGACAUGGCGACGACGCUGACAGCCGUCCAGCCGCUCACUUUGGACCGAGGUAAGCGCGCCGCCGCCUUAGGUCCGCCCCGCCAUGCUCGCGGGGGGGGGGGGGCUCCGAGGAUGCCUUGUCCGUCCGGGGCCAUUGGAGCCCCAUUGCUGCUGUUUCCACGAAAGGGUCCUGGGAACCGAGCCAUCCUUGAGAGGCUGCCUCGCUUGUCCGCUGCUGCCUUUUGGCCGAAGGAGCCGAGAGCAGGCGGGCAAGUGCGCCAAGUAGGGAGCCGUGACCUGCCGCUGCCGCCGCAGUGACCUCUCGCUGGAAUCCUGCGCCGGAGUCAAGCGUCCGGCUUUUGCCGGGCGGGAAAGGGCAGCCGCGAGCCUGGGAGAAGGGCGCCGGCAGCCGAGCUGCUGGGAUCAGCUGGGGCUUCCGAUGAGCGCGGAGGGAGACUCGAGGCAGCGAGCGAAUGGGGCUCGGGGUGGGAGGAUGAAAAAGAGGGAAACUUUGUGUGAGCUUCUGCGCCAGUUUGGGAAGACUGGGGAGCCGGAUUGCCCCAGGUCAUCAGGAUCCCGUUGCCUGGAGAUCAGGGACUCGCGGGUGUACCCACCUGCACCAAAAUGGCAGGUUUCUUAGGAAGAGCCCUGUCGCCAGAAAGAAAUGCAAAAGCCCACAGUCCAGAACAGCAAUCGGUGUGGAGGAGAUUCGCAACUCCACACUUAAGCAUGGAUUGGAAAUGCAUUGGGAGGGGGAAGCUACUCAUUUGUCACAGUUUGGCCGCACAAGGAUUACUAAUGUGGUUUGGAGUAAUCAGUCUUCAUUGCUGUUUACUUAUUUCGCUGCAUAGCAUGGCCGGGAGCUGAUUUCUCCUUGCAGUGUACUGAUGUAUCCACAGCAGUGGUAGAGGAACUGUGGAUUACUUUUCGGGGGCUCUUUUCGCCCAUCCUCACGUCCUCCAUCAAGCAUCUGCUAGAAAAAUAAGCCCUCGCAGGGUGAGAAAAGGCUUGCACGUGUACAGAACCAGAAUCAAAGCUGAUUUGAAAGCUCUUGUGCUUCUGAUCCCAGUCUGUAUUGCAUUGUGCUGCAAUGGUGAAGCUUCUGGUGCCAAUUGGCUGAGCUGGUGUGAUGCCAUGGAAUAGCUAAAUCCGUUCCCAAACUGUCAGAAUGUUUGCAGUCUGGUUCCUGUGAGAAAACAGAAAGCUGGCAGUUCGGCUGAAAUUCAACCCUAAUAGAGACCUUAGGAAAGGAAGAGCAUGCCAAAAAGCAGGGGGCAGGAAUCUGAAACCCUCCUGAUGUUGCUGUGCUACAACUCCCUUCAAUCCCUGAUGAUCACUUUAGCCCGGGGAAGAUUGGAGUUGAAUUCCAGUAAUACCUGGAGGGCCACAGGUUCCCCAACCCUGUACUGAGAAAUGGAAAACUCACUUGGAGAAGACCCCCAAGAUAUGUAAAAUGAGGAGCGGAGAGCCCAGAGUCGAGGAAAGGGCAGGUAGAGGAGACAGCCCUGGGAUGGGGGGAAGUAUUGGGGACUAGAAACUAUUUGGGACUGGAGACUAUUGUGGAGAUAGGGCUGCCAGAUCUAUAGCCUUAGAGAGACUAUACCUUUAAGAAUUUCAUAUAAGGGGGAAUUUUUUAUUUUGGUUUAAGUUAGUUAAACUAACCACUUGAUUCCUUCCCUGUAGGCUUUUAAUUUGAUACCACUGAUGUUUGUAGUGGGAGCAUGGUAUAUCACUAAAGACAGCUAAUUGUCUGGUUGUUAGUCAAAUUUCUCCCCCACCUUUCCUUCAAAGAAGAAUAUUCUUCUUCUUCUUCAUUGUAUUGAGAAUAACCCUGUAAGGUGGGCUAAACUGAGAGAUAGUGACGGGCCCAGGCUCACUCACUGAGCUUAAUGACUGAGUGGGGAUUUGAAUAUCCUUCCAGUCUAAUAACCACUAUACCACACUUUUCCCAUUUAGCAUCUGUUACGUUAUCACUGUCAUCCUUGAUGCUGCAACUGAGGAAUACUGUUGCACUCUUCACUGCUAUAAUUAGGUUAUAAGGCAGAAUUACUGAAGAUGUAUUUAUUUUUAAAACUUAACAAAAUAAAUGAAGUUUUGUAUUGUAAACCUACUGUUAAAAGGUAAAGGGACCCCUGAACAUUAGGUCCAGUCAUGACCGACUCUGGGGUUGCGGCGCUCAUCUCGCUUUAUUGGCUGAGGGAGCCGGUGUACAGCUUCCGGGUCAUGUGGCCAGCAUGACUAAGCCGCUUCUGGCGAACCAGAGCAGCGCACGGAAACGCUGCUUACCUUCCCGCCGGAGCGGUACCUAUUUAUCUACUUGCACUUUGAAAUGCUUUCAAACUGCUAGGUUGGCAGGAGCAGGGACCAAGCAAUGGGAGCUCACACCAUUGCGGGGAUUCGAACCGCCGACCUUCUGAUCGGCAAGUCCUAGGCUCUGUGGUUUAACCCACAGCGCCACCGGCGUCCCAACCUACUGUUACACUGGGGAUAAAAAAAUGGUCAAAUGAUAAAAUCUUUUAAAUACUUUAAAAGAUUGACAUAGUUCCUAAUAGGCAUUUGGCCUAUUGUGCUUACUUGAAAUAUAGAGGUAUUGUGCUUACCUGAAACAGGUAAGAAUAAUAAUUUGCUUUCUUAUUUGCUGUUUAACACUACUUAUUUGUGCAUUCUACUGAAUUAAAUCAAAUAAAUUCCAUCCACAUGGUUUCAGAGUCUUUAAAGCAUUUCAUUUUUUUUAAUCUUGAUCUGUAUGGAUUAAGCUUCCUAAAGAAUUUUAAAGUCUUGUACUUGAUUUGGGAAUGAUUAAAGCCAGUGUCUUCAUGCUCUGUAGAGGAUUACAACAGGCUCUUAAAAACAAGACAGAGAGAUUCCUGCUGUACAUUCAAUGUAAAAAAGAAAUGUUCAGUCUCCAUUUAAAAUUUAGACAGUCUUUACUUUGUUGGAUUCUGAUGAAGAGCAGAGGAAUUUAUAAUAUGAUGUCCACAAGUGCAUUGCUUAAAAUUGAUUUCUGAAAUGUGUGGUUUAUGGCACACAAAUCAAACAAAGGAAAGCUUAGAUAAAGUGUUAGAUAAAUAAAAGGGAGAGCAUUGGUUAGGAGGAAGAAUGUGUGUUUUCUUCUUUUUAAAAGCUCAGUGUGUAAUCUGCAGCUCCACCUCUGUGGUGACCACAUUAAGCAGGAUAAAUAUUUCCUGGCAAAAGGCUGAACAGAUGGCAAUCCAUUAGGAAGCACAGCUUUUCAAAGGAAAGUAUCACACAACCAUGACCCUUAUUUAUUUUUAAAGGCUAGCCAACUUUAGUUAGAUUUAAUUACACUUCUGUCUUUUUACAUGUAGGUUGCAGGUGGAACUUACAUAAGAGUGUAUAGAAAAGGUACAGAAAUGCCCUUGCUUGGGGUCCCAGUUGGCAAGGCAAGUUAUACAUAAAACAAUGAAAAUAUUGUUUGGAGGUGGGAGGUAGUAUCACCAGUUACAUAAAUCUGAGAACAUACUUGAAAACUCUCACUAUUAAUAAACUUCAACAUGAUAGCUGUAUAGGUGAGUCAAAAUUUAAUUAAUACUGAUGUUUUACUAAAACAGUCUGAACUUUCCAAUGUUUUGAAUUUUGCAAAUGAAAAUGACAUUAAAUAACAUUUAGUAGCAGUGAUGAUCUGCAUGUUUACAUAAAUGCAUAAACAGGCCCUAGUGUUGCCAUGCUAAUAUUCACAGUUUUGACAUUGUAACAUACAGUGUUACGUAGGGUAAAUAGUAGUUCCCAGACAAACAGCAAGGAAAUAACAAGGUAGAGGCAUGCUUCUUAGAUUUAUACUAUCCAUUCAUAUGAAGUAUAAAAAACAACAACAUUAGCUGCAUUAGUAGUAAGGGUGACAACUUUGGCAAGCCUUCACCUCAGAAAAAAUGCCUACUAAAUGCUGAUGUGGAGGGGAACCAAAAUUGUUUUCUUUCCAGCAUUUAAGGUGACAGGGAUGGGGAACUUCUGGUCCUCUGGACGUUGCUGGACUUCAAUUCCCAUCAUUCCUAAUGAUUGGCCAUGAUGGUUGGAACUGAUGGGUGUUGGAAUCCAACAAUGUAUGAGGGAGCAGCCACAGAUUCCUCAUCACAAUAAUAGAGUAAAAAAGUGCAGCCACAUGUUGGAUAUGACUGCUUCUGCUACACAGGUGUCCGUCCAGUAUCUUUCAAGUACUGGAGUCCUGCAAAAAUACCAGAUAUACCGCUGGUCCACAUAGCACAGGAUAGAGAGGAGACAAGUGAGCAACUGAGAAAAGGUUCUAGUACCAAGGUGCUCUCCUUCCCAUUCUUCAUGCUUCAGCCCAGUUCUCAACUCUACCACUGGGUGUGCAUUUAUCCUGCAUUCCAACUGAUGUCUUCCGAUCCUGCCUUCAGAUCGUAAUAAUUACACUGGCUGAAACACAGUCACUCUGCCAUUGUAACCUGUAGCUACUACCAGGUAAGCAUGUACAAGAUUGCAGUCUCAAUUGCCUGUGGCAGAGUAAAUCCCAUUGAAAUCAAUGGGGCUAACUUUGGGGCAGCCAGAUAAUGCAUAGAAUUUCUCUGUUAGUUGCAACUCUGUCCUCUGCUAAUUAGAGUAUAGGAGUGCAGACAGUGUAAAAUAUUACCAGUCACUAAAGAAGAUUCCUUUUUCUUGUACUAUAGCAAGAUAAAAUCAUGCCUUAUUUUUUCAUGAACGCAAGAGUGACAAUUAGAUACAAAUCCUAUACAAAACAUCGUAAAGCAAUUCAAACCUAAAAAGCCUCCCCCCCAACUGCUGUAAAUCCCUGAAUGCUAAUUUAAUGGUGGUAGAUUACUUGAAUCUCAAACACAGGAAUUACUUUCUUUAAUUUCUGCCAGCAUAUGUCUUCUCUACCUGCAAAACUGUCUUGCACAACUUCUCUGUUGCGUAGAAUACAUUUCCGAAAUAAUGAAAAAAUUUAAUCACUUUAUAGUUUAAUCUCACAGGCAUUGCCAUUUAGCUUGCAUGGAGCUGUUCUGGCAGAACAAGGAACGUGCUGCAGUGCAACUAACCAGGAGAUUGAAUUGCAGAUGUUCCAGGGUUUAAGGGAUUUGGGAGGCAAAAGAUCAUGUGGCACAUAGUGGGUAAGGCUGAAUGGUGGAGCAUAGUAAGGGAGAAACUGAGAAUGGAGAGAGGCAUAGCAGAGUGAAAGGAGAGAAGUGAAACAUAUAAUUAGCCACUAGCCACUGCCAGUAAAUUCAUUAAGUGCCAAUACAUGAUGAAUUCAUUAUGAGAGGCAAAAUUUAGUAUCCUAAAAUGUACAUAUGGGCACUACUGAUUUGAAAACGCCCGUUGAGUGUUUGGUAGUUGGCUGAACCUAGUAUGAAAUAUAUUGAGACCUUUCAGGAGAACAAUUAAGUAGGCCAGUUUUUCAGGCAAAUCUGAAGGCAGUUAAUGUAGAGAGCAAGGUAAUAAUCUCAGAACUGCAACACCCAAAAGGACAUGAAACAGUUGUUGAUAUGUGGUGAGCGGAGUGGUGGGGGGAAGAGGAGGCAAAGAGAAAGGAUGACUACCUGAAUCUUAACAGCCUCAUAUGUAGGCUUGCUCCCUAAGGUGAUAUUAUGCUUCUGAGGUUGGAGAUAGACUUUUAUCAGCAGUUAGAUGAGGGCUGUGAUGAAGGUACCAAGGGAUCCUUCUGUGCCAGGAGAGGCUGUUGAAUAGCUUUGCAGUUGUUGUCUGCAUUGGUUGCUGAAAGGAGGGAGAGAGGCUAAUGCAGGUGGAAUAGAGGCAGAUUGCAUAUGUUCCUUCAGUAAUAAUAUAUGAAUCGACUUUUAAAUUAUCUAGAUGAAACAUCCAAUAUCGCAUUAUGGAUGGCUUGGGACAGCACCCUAUAUAUAGCCUGCUACUUUCAGCAAAUUGCAGACCUGAUCUUUUCCUUACUUGCAUUAAGACAUCAUUAAUGUCCCUUUGAUACAUAGAACGUACAGUUCCUCUUGUUGCCACAGAUACACAUGCCGCUACGUUGUCCAUUAAUCUUUCAUCAAAGCUGCUAGCUGUAAACAAGGCAAAUGGGAGACUGAGGUGGGUUUACUCUAAAUCCACCCAGAAAUUAAUACAUAGGAGUAUGGCAUCAAAAUAAUGCAAACUUGUUGGCAAUGAUUCAUCUUGCUCUCAAAUCUGUCCUAAGAUAUUUGAAAGGCUUUUCACUACAAAGUUCGCAAAGCUCAACCUCAUUUUCUUCCUCUGUCUAAAUGCAAAUAACUUGUGAAUGGGCUGGAUAUGUCGAAACAUAGAGAUAAAGAAUAAAGAGAGAGACCUGGAUAGAGUAUAAAAUGAUCCCUGGAUAUGAACAUUCAAAACAGGAUAAUGACAGAAUCCUAUAAUCGCAACCCACAAACUGGAAUAUGGUUUUCAUACUAUAAUUCUUAAUUUUCCCUUUUUUAUUUCCCAUUUCCUCCCUUUUCAUUGGUUAUUUGCUUGCUUUUAAGCCAUGAAUAUUUUUAUUCAAGUACAGACAUGAAUUUAUGGAUUUUUUACUCAGUUUAGGCAAGCAGUAAUUCUGUAGAAAAAGUAUUUAAAUGCUCUGGCCAUUUCAUUGUAUGGAAUAAAAGCAAACUAUAAUGUUGAAUGUCUAAGUCUUGUUUAUUAGAGCAGUGGCCAUGGUGACUCAGACAAGUUGUCUUUGAUCCCCUGGGGUGAACUGCAAUUGCAGGGCGGGGGCAAGCGAGAGAGAAAAGAAUGGAGGCAAGGAAUUACUUACUGGCCAAUUUCAAAUUAAGAGGACAAAACCUGUAGAUUUUUAAAGACAAGUUGAUCUGUCCUCGUGUGCCUGCUGGGUUUACUUUUUGCAGGAGGGUGUAGUUCUGACUGGGGUGGGGGAGGGGGAGGUGCUGGCCUUGCCAGCCAUUAACAGGACUCCAAAGCUUUCAAAUGUUGUGCCAUGCCCACCCACCCCAGCCCAACAAGGAGCAGAUGCCAACCCUCAGCCUUUUUGGUCACAGACCUUCCCAGAGCGGGCUCCAUAUCAAGGACUCUGCACGACAAAGAGAGAUGGGGAAGUGUGAGCCGCCAACCAAUCACAACAGCAAUAGCAAGCACAGGAGACAGUCAACUCAAGGUUUGCCCAGCAAGUACGUAUGCACAAGAACUUCCAAAAAUACUAGGAUAUGAUACAAGUGGUGACACCAACAGAAGAGGAGGGUUUUAUCACAUGGUGGUGGAUGCUCCCUGGGUGGUGGUUAGACUGGCCUUUUUAUACCCUGGGACAGAAGCAAGAGGUGAGCUGGGACAGGGAGCUAUCUGGCUGCCCAACGCCAGCUGCAAACUCCAACAGUGACUGAAGCCAAAGCAGGCACCAGUGUUCUUUUUCCAUAGAAGCCGCAGGAGUCUAGCUCUUCAAUUGUACUUUGAAAUCAAGGGAGACUAGGGGAGAGGGAGCCAGCUGGCUGCUCAGGGCUACCAUCUUGUCUCAUAGAUUCCACUCCUACCAAUGUACCUCACCCAUUUGAUCACAUUGUGGUCACUGUAGUUCAGCUUUGGCUCAAAGACUUUCAGCAAGUGUACCUUCAGCAAGGUAGAUUCUCGAAAAUCCCACACUCUGAAAGAUACUGCCCUUGUGGCACAAAACAGGUCGAAUCCAUCACACGCAUUUUAUUUAAUUGCCUAUUUUAUUCAGGAAUAUAUGAUAAGUAUUUGACCUCCUUACUGAAGAGGAGAUUUAUCGCACAGAUUCUUCCAGUGUGUCUUAUCUGCUGAACGAUUGUAGCAAUGAUAUUGUGGAGAAUGUGGCAAGAUUUUUGAGUGACGCUAUGAAAUUACGUCACCAUAGGUCCUAAGAGCCAUCUUUGUACCUCAUGAUGUCCUGGUAGUUUUAUCCUAAAGUAUCUCCUACUAUGUUUCGUUAACUGUGUUGUGUUCCGAUCCAUGUAUAUCCAUGCACUUUUUAUGCCAAUAAAGGAGAUUGGUUGCAUAAUUUCUCAUCCCAGCAAAGCCAUAGUCUUAUCAGCAUUUAAUCUUCAUUAUAUCACACUCUGUAGAACAGCCAGGAAUCUCUGUCUUGUUCAAUGCAAGUUGAUUUCCAUACUUGUAAAGAAGGACUGUUGGUUUUAAUUAGUGUUGUUCUGAACCCUAUUCUCCAGUAACUCAAAAGUUUUAUUUCAGUGCAAAAGAUGUUUCUAUUUGCCUGGCUCUUUCUCGUGGCAUUUUUUUUUAAAAUUCAGUGAAUGCAGGGUUGAUCUUACCUUAUCAUUGCAUGGGGAUUAAACAUUAAAAUAAAGAUUUAACAUUCAUCCAGUGCUCUUGAACCUUCUGGGCUGCAUGCACAUCUUGAUCUGGAAGAAAAAAACCGAUAGGAGAAUUUACUUCACUAUGCCUUAUUCUGAGCUUUAACUGAGGCACAGGAAGUUAAGGAGGUUGGCUACCAAGCAUCUCAGAUUGACACAGUCACUGAUUUUAUUUUUAAAUUUACACUUUUUAAAAAAUGUAAAAAGACUUCAUGUAGAAAACAACAGCUGUUGGGUUCAUAAUAGGUACCUCUAUCACCUCCCUGUGCUUACAGGGAAGCUCAGCUGAAGGCAUCAUGGGAUUUCCAGGACAAAUGGACACCCAGGAAGGCUGGAGAGAUUAUUUUUGGAACAAAAGAAAGGGCGUUCAAAGGUAGCCCACGCCCACCUUAGCAGCCAGUAAUCACAACAAAACCCCAUGAGACUGUACCUCCCCACCCAUGAGAAUUUCACAAAAAUCUUAUUCCUAUUUCAAAAAAAUUUGCUACAGUUUUUCUCAUCAAAAAUAGAUGGGAGGGGGGAAUAGGAGAGAUUUUUGGCACAGCACUUGUUUUAACGCUUCAUUACAGCUGUUCCCAGGUUUUAGCAUAAUGUGUGUUCUGGUGUGGAUUUGUUGUAUAGCCUGGAUGCUAUACAAACCUCCUGCCACACCAAAAUGCAUACAUGAAUUGGCUCUGUGUCUUCCUGGUAAAUACAUGUGCUCAGUUCUGCUGAUAGUAAGACUGGGGCAAACCUCUGCCUGACCAGUGGAGAGCUGUUGCCAGUCAGAGCAGAGAGGGGACCACAGAAAAAUAUGGGGCAGGGGGAGGGGUCCUCUCACCCAUUUUUUCCAUUUCCCCCCAAUUUUUAAAGAAAUAAAUAAGGGAGGAAAUGGAGCAAAACUGGGUCCCACCUGUUUUUUCCCCUCAAGCCUUCACAUCUCUAGACCAAACAGGAGAAAAUGAUACUGUCUUUAAAGCUGUAGUUUUCCCUUAUCUCAUCAGUCAAUCAAAAUUAAUAAAUCAGGACCAGACCUUCACAUUAUACAUGCAGCUCACAAAAUAGCAAGACAAGGAGGCAGCAAGCAUGCCAGCAAGCAACUUUUUAUCAUGCAAACAUGGGGCACCUGCUGAUAAACAGCUCUUCAUCCCAUUAUUGUGGUCAUUGCAUUUCUGUCCCUCUGGGCAGCGGACAGAAGGUUGAUCUGCUUUGGCAGGUCUUGUCACCAGAAUGAGUGAGGAACUGGGUCAGAGCCAUCAUCUCUUCUCUCCAUUAGUGUUCCCGAAGUUAAGCCAUCUGUGGGCCAUGCAUUAGGUGAUGAGAUCCUUGCAUUCAGCCUAGUGCUCUGCAUUAGGAUCGAAAGAGGACCAUUAUUAAUGCUAAUAGCCUUGAAAGGUACCCAAACCAACCUAGGAAUAACAAAAUGACCAGGUCUGCCAGGUUUAAUCAUGGGAGUUAGGAGGGACCUUGGAGGUCAUUUGAUCCAGUGUUUCCCAAGCCUGGGUCUCCAGCUGUUUUCAAAGCACAUUAUCCCUAGCUAGCAGGACCAGUGGUCAGGGAUGAAGGGAACUGUUUUUGGACUACAGUUUGGGAAAUCCUGAUCUAGUCCAACCCCACUUCAAUGCAAAAUGUACAAAUGCAGGAUGCAACCACAGCACCCCUAGCCGAUGUCCAUUGGACCACUGGUGGUUUGAAUAUCACCAGCAAAGGAGCACCCACCACCUUCUGAGAGGUAAUAUGUUCCACUGUUGAACAAUCCAAUGUAUUCCAUUAUCCUGGUAUUCCAGUCCCCACAAUUGAAUACUCUGCUGCUCUUUUGUUGUUGUUUGAGGGGGUUUUUCCUCUUUUUUUUUUUUUUACUAAGACUGCCAAAAUGAGGGAAAGGUGUAUGUCAAGCAUGUAGGAGCUUGGUGCAUUGUGUCAGCUUGUGUGUUGUGUUGUAAGAUUUGCCCAAGUGGGCUUACCUGAUUAACUAGAUGAUUGACUGUAGGAAAAACUUUCAAAACCCCUUGGGCAAUAUUUGCUCUUUUCCAAUGCCUGCAUGUAUGACUGCCUAGGAUUGCAGCCUAAAGCAAUAGUCAUAUUUUUUUUAAGUCAGUGAAAACGCAGAACUGAACUUGAACAGAUGGGAGGGGGGAUGUGGGGUGGCAAAAUCUCACUGUCCAAUUUGAAAAUUGCAACAUAUGCUCCUUGGUGUAGCUGGAACAGCAGUAAUACAAGUCAAAAUGUGUCCUUCCCUGACCUUUUGCCUUAUUUUUAUCUGUUCAGAUGUUGCCAGAGCAAUUGAACUGCUGGAGAAACUACAAGAAGCUGGAGAAGUACCAGGACACAAGCUGCAGUCACUUAAAAAAGUACUGCAGAGUGAGUUUUGUACAGCUAUCAGAGAGGUAUGGUAAUGAAUCGCUGGCUGUAUUUAUUAAUGGGGAGACUCACAAUGUGCACGAGCCACUGCACAUUAUGCUGUAUUAUGCAAAUAAGUGAAAAUCGUUCUAUUAUGUUUCCAUAAGAGUCAGCGGCAUGUGUCCAGAGUCUUACUGCCUCCAUAAAAAAAAUGAACGUUUGUAAUAACUCAGGAACCUUGUGAGGUCCAAUCAUCUGUGUCGAACAAGAGAGAUCGGGGUCUUAAGGCACACAGCAGAUUCUUAAUAAAUAUGUUCCAUUGGUGUAGUAAUUUCUAUCGCACAUAACAUAAGGAGAACUUUGUGAGGUCAGCUAAUUUAUAAAUCUGCUAUCUGAUUAAAGAAAUAUUUGUUUGAUUUAUGGGCACAAUGCCAUGCAUGGCUACCAGGAAAUGAUGUACACUACGUUCAGUGGCAUUCUCUCACAGGUAGGAGUUUUAAUUAAUCAAUUUAAACCUGCAUAUUUUUUUCCCCUGUGAACAAACAAUAUUUUUUAAAGGAAAAGUCCAGUUUUAUAAAUAGAUUAACAGUAAGCAUCAUCUUAGAAGAGGCAAGUGCCUUCUUUAGUUUUUUUAAAGUACUUAUUUUUCAAAUAAUCAUUUCUAUUUUUUUUUAAUCUUCUGACUAAUUAUUCAGUAGCAUCCUUCCAUGGACAAAUUUUAAAUGGGCUAAUAAACCUUCAACUUACUUAACUAAUUGCAGCCCUGUAGAUUUACCACUUUGUGAUCUGUGGCAGGAAGGAAGGCACUAUGGACAUCUUCACAACAUUGCUGUUACUCAUUAGAAAACCAUUUAUAUUUCCCCUUCUUAAUUCCAUUAACAUGUUCAUGUCAGUUUUACAGGUGUUUGGAAGGAAGAGAGAAAUUGAUCUGCUUCAUAAUUUUUAAUUACAACAAAGCCUAGAGCCACCUAAACAUUAGAUGGUCGGCUAAAAUAGCCUUAAAGUUGUUGUUCCAGGAGUGUGUUGUCAAACACUCUUUGGAAAUAGCAAUUUGUACCUAAAAAUUAGCAAGUGCCUCCAUUUUCUUCCUUGGUCUCUAUGGACUGCCUGCCACUAUUCUGAUUUAUUUAUUAUCUAAGCAAUAGCAGCAGCAACAACAACACUAGGGUUCCUAGGCAAUAACAGUACACAGAAUGAAACACUGUUUUUAAAUGAAGAAAUAUUUUGAUGGCUAACAGAAACAGCACACACAGUGUACAGUAGUUUAAUGUGUAUGUUUUUAAAUUAUUUUAAAGAUAAUGUUGCUCUUUUGCAAAAGAUUGGUGCUGUCUUUGAUUUGCAGUAGCUAUCAUGAUGAAGGCCUUUAAUUUGACCAACUAAAAGCUUCUAACUGAUGACAGGCUGUAUUGUAGCUUUGUCUUUAUGUGGUAUAGAUUUGCCUUUCUGUAAUACUACUAGGAAUGUCGAUUACAUUUAUAUUCAUCUGUGAAGAGUGUUCUGAACAGCAGCCAACAUGCAGUCCUUUGUAACAGGUGCAAAAUUCAGGAAAGCAGAAAAUUACUUAGACUGUGAUUCACUAUCGGUUGAAUGAACUAAAAGCUAUCUAGCUGGACUUUGACAAGACAGUGAAUAGCCCACAAAAGCUCUUAUGGGCUAUUGUUUAGUGACAGCUGACCUCCACACCCCCAUUAAUAGCAAGAAAAUGAAGUUCAGUUUCGCAGUGCAAUCCUACAUAUGUCUACUCAGAAGUAAGUGUAAUUGAGUUCAAUUAUGUUUCCUUCCACGUAAUUAGGUAUAAGACAGCAGCCUAAAGAGCAUAUAAUUAUAUGUUUAACCAGUUAUUGCUGAAUUCUGAAGAAAUAGAUUGAUAUUUAUGCCAAGUACCUAACAUGAUCCCUCUGACUAGUCUUGUACGUCUUAAAAAGAAACUACUGUUCCAGAAACAGAGAAAAUGAGCUCACAAUGAGGAAACAGAUGAACCUCUUAAGUGAUUGCAUAGCUGCACUAAAGUAUGCUCAGGUUAUCAACUCUUGAUUAGUUACGACUGCUGAGUGACUGUUACACCAUGAGAAGAUCUUGAUUUUUCGAAACUCAUUCACUCCUACCACAAGAAAAUGACAAGGGGUUUGAAAUAGGUCUGUGCGCACAUUACCGUUUACUCUGGCUCCCGUGCACUCCUGCCACUGGCUUUUGAAUCUGUGUACAUGUGAUGCUACCCACAAUGCAGAGCUCUUCUGUAGUUUAUGGAGAAAAACUGCUCCUGGGUGCAUUUUCUUUUAAAGCAGCUUAAAUCCUAAAGGAAAUUUUAAGGCACAUCCACUUCGGAGUUAAGCUGAGGUAUGUACAUUUGAGGUAGCCAUUGCACAUGCAUGGAUGACAGCUUCAGAAAUAGGAAUUGGAGGUGGGGGGAGAGUACUGCAGGGGCAGGAAGACCCAACAGAUAAUGCACAUUGGGUGCUGACAUCCCCAGUCCCUCUCUGGUGUGUACAACAACCUGCAAAUACUACUUGAUAUGGGAGUGGGGGUGCAUAAUGACCUUGGUGCAUUUUAAACUGUGAAUGUGUACAUAGCCUAAGGCUGGAAAGAAACCAUAUGUUGAAUGAAAGGAUGCUUUCACUUUCUUUAAAUGUCUACGCUUACUGAGGCAUUGAUUGGUGCCUUGCAACAAUCUCAGCCAUGGUGGAGGAAUAUUUAGAAGGUAUCAUCCCAAAAGGAGACGCGGGUGGCGCUGUGGGCUAAACCACAGAGCCUAGGACUUGCCGAUCAGAAGGUCGGCGGUUCGAAUCCCCGCAAUGGGGUGAGCUCCCGUUGUUCGGUCCCUGCUCCUGCCAACCUAGCAGUUUGAAAGCACGUCAAAGUGCAAGUAGAUGAAUAGGUACCGCUCCGGCGGGAAGGUAAACGGUGUUUCCGUGCGCUGCUCUGGUUCACCAGAAGCAGCUUAGUUAUGCUGGCCACAUUACCCGGAAGCUGUACGCCGGCUCCCUCGGCCAAUAAAGCGAGAUGAGCGCCGCAACCCCAGAGUUGGUCACUGCUGGACCUAAUGGUCAGAGGUCCCUUUACCUUUACCUUUAUCAUCCCAAAAUGUCCAUUACUUGCUCUACAGAUAUCUGUCCCCACAAAUCAGUGUGUUAAGAACACUGAUUUUGUUAUACAGUCAAUAUGUCUCAUAACAUAGGCUUUGAUUCAUUUACAAGGGAUGAAAUUAAACAACCCAUCCUGACCUGGGGUCAGCAACCUGUGGCCCAUGGACCACAAGCAGCCCACGGGGGUUAUUUAAACAGCUCAUGAGCUGCCUCUGAACCAAGCCGCCUGUUUGGUGAGUCCCCAUGUGCUGCGCUAAACCGGCACAGCACGGAGCAGGGACUCACUUCCUCGGUGCUGGAAAUCAUGUCUGCGCAGACACGAUCCGGCCCACGGAGCGAUUUCCACGGGAAUGAACCGGCCCAGGUGAGGUAAACCUUGCUGACCCCUGCUCUACACACUCACAACUAACACCUUCAUUGUGCUCUCUUGAAAUUUGUCCAUCAGUGAACUAUCACUAUUUCAGUUUCCAUUGUAAAAAAAAAAUAAAAAAAUAAAAAUCCUUCCAGUAGCACCUUAGAGACCAACUAAGUUUGUUCUUGGUAUGAGCUUUCGUGUGCAUGCACACCUCUUCAGAUACACUGAAACAGAAGUCACCAGACCCUUAUAUAUAGUGAGAGGAUGGGCAGGGGUAUUGCUCAGAAAGGUGGUGGGAAUGGGUGAUUGGCUGAUAGGUGUGGUAAACCUGUUUCCAUUAGUAAGAAAUAUUAAACAAUCCUAUGGUCCCUGGGAAGGUGUUUGGGGCACCAUAGAUUCAUUGUGUCUCCCUCCCUGAGACAUGCUUCCAGAGAGGGAGGUUUGACCUUCUAUGACUCCUCCAUGAAGCUGUGAAAAGAUCUGUAGUCAGUGCCUGACCAACAUCACAGAGGGCAAAAAGGCAGGGGGGGGGGCAUUAGGAAAAGUGAUGGAUGCUUCCAUUCCCCUAACACCCACACCCCUCAAAUGAGGGAUAAACCCGUUUUUUACACCAACCUAUUUCCUUCUCAUUGAUUGCAACCAGAGGUUCAAAGAGGAAGAUGGGGAUGUUUGCAAAACAGCUUUCAUGCAGCCCUGCACUGCUUUUUGAACCUCUGGUUCAAAGCAGCCACAUGUAUGCCAUGAAACCAAGUUAAGCCUCAGGCUUGCACACUCCCAUCUGGCCAAGAGAAGGAGUUUGCCAGUGUUUACUUUCACUUUCCCGCUAAUCUCAGUUUGUUGUGUGUGAACCAGAGAUUAUAGUCUAUAAUUAACUGCGUAUCAAACACUGGUCAUUUUCAAAAGCAAGCCAACUUCAAAACGUGGUUGAUAGAUUAUAAGCCCUGAUUCAUACCCAAUGACAAGCCAAUCAAUUUAAAGUGUUGCUCAAAAAGUCCUCAGCUAAGUGGGAGGACAGGGGACUGAGGAAGGAGCAUGCAAAUCUGAGGCUUUUCUCAGACUCAUUCCACCUCAUGUAUGUAGACCUAAAAUGUGGUUUAGGUGAAUGUGGCUUAUAUUUUGCAUCUGGAGUUCAGAAGGGAUCUGCUUCUCACCAGGGUUUAGGGAGAAGACAUGUAGCCUAUUGCAAAAGAUAAAUUGGGAAAGCCUCAGCAAUAACAGAUGUCACCCAAGCAUGAAAUGUUGUUUUUAUUUUAUUUUAUUUUGUGUUAAUAAUAUAAAUCUUGCUCAGCUAGGCUCGCUAAUUUUGUCUAGAAAUCUGAUUAGAUCCUGUGCCUGCUAAGCCCAAAAAUAUAUCUGGUCUUGUAUCACCAAUGCAUUUUAAGGGUCAGAGGUAUAUGUCAUGCUUAAUGUCUUGCAUGCAACAACAUCUGUUUUUUUAUUGAAUUAGCUUACAGCUGUGGGAAACUGAUUGUUACUGGGAUUGCAACUUGGAGGGAGGGCAGAUUUAUUCCUUGCCUCCCCAAAUCUCCCUCCACAUGACUUUGUAAAAAAACACAAAAAACAGGUUCCAUCUGCACUAUUGGGUACUUUCUCCUCCCGUGGUUUCACAAGAUACACUUUGACCCAGCAGACUUAAAAGAAAGAGGCUGAACUUGCUCAGUAGUGGCUGGGAAGUUACCCUUCCUCCCAGGCUGAAAAUUAAACUGCAUCUCUUAGAGAUCUUCUUGCUUGGGCAUUGGGAGCAUGGAAGGUGCCUUAUUCCAAGUCAGAUUAUUGGGGCCAUCUAGCUCAGCAUUGCCUUCACUAGUAGCAGCUGCAGGAUUUUGUUUGUGGGUCUCUCCCAUGCCUAUCAGCAGAUGUAUGGGGGUUGAACCUGAGAUGUUCUGCAUGCAAAACAAAUGCUCUACCACUGAGCUGUAUCUCUUUCCCAAGGAAGUGGAAGUGGAGAGGAGACAGCCGACAUAAACUGGGGGUGUUGCAGACUGGCCAUGUCUUCACAUCAGCUGGGCAACCAUCACAAUUGUGACCUGUCUUCCAAAGCAAUAGAGAAUACCCUUCUCUUGAUAGAACCUGAAUAUUUGUAGGAGACUUGACUGGAAACAGGGAUGGGUGUGGCGAUAGAAAAAUCUAUGCUGUCCCCUUUGUGCAUCAUGGUUUUGGGCAGCUAGAAUGCAUGGUAUAAAAAGCCACACAAGCGGGUAUUUCUGCAUACAUUUAGUAUAAUGAUAACAUUUGCUAUAGCUCAAGUAGGGCACUAAAUGUAAUUUUUGCCAAAUGACAAACUUAAGUAUUUUCUUUCACAACCAGUGGCUCCCUGGCAUUGCUGCCACAAAGCCCUGAAUAGUAUGAAUCAGAACUUUUAGGUAUGAUUGCCUUUUUCAUGCGUCAGAUUGCUGUCAUUAAUUACAAGAGUCGGCUAGGCAACCCAAGAUUUACUGAAGAAGAGGCUUUGUUAAGCCUAUUUACGGCUGCUACAUCCUGAUGACUUCACUACAGGAGUUCUAAAACGACUGCUAGUGAUACACAGUUUUGUGCUGCUUUCAGUGAUGCUACAAAUGUUAAUACCUCAGAAUUCAGAGUCACAUGAAAGGACUGAUGUGUAAUCAGAGGUCCCCUACUGACUCUAAGAUAAAAAUCAGUUGCAGGGGAAGAAAAUAUUGGACCACCAGCAAUGUACAUACUUUCAGCUAUGCCCGGUUGCUUAGAUGACCCUCAGGAGGGGAUGAGACAACUAACGGUUGGGGGGUAGGAAUGAAUACAGAAAGCUUGACUAGCAAAUGGUAAGAUAUUGAUGUGCUGCUCUUGUCAGUCCCUUAAAUUCUAUAGAACAAUCCACAUUUGUAGAUGCUGAUUCACUUCAGUUAUUGCCACAAUUAUUUAUAGUUAUGUAAGCCAUGUUUGUGAUGUAAGAUUUGUUUAUGGACCUUGCCUACCUGUUCCCUUUGCUUGCAGGUUGUUGCAAAUUUCUGCUUUGCCAUGCAGUACUAUAGUUAGUUCUACAAAAUCCUAGACUUAAAGCACAUAGUGCUAUUCAUCUUCAUCCACUGUUGAGCAAAAUUGCAGCUGACGGUGGAGAUGGUCUGCAGUGCACUGUCAUCCUACGUAUUUAUAUUCCCACUGUUAGCAAAGUCCACUGGGAGACAUCUUUUGAGAGAAAAAAAGCCUAUUAAAAGUGAUUGAGUGUUGCACAGAAGAUGAGCACUGGACAUAGGCUGCAAUCCUGUAUAUGCUUACCUGAAAACCAGCCUCACUGAACUCAAUAUGACUGACUUCUGAGUAGAUAUGCAUAGGAUUGCAUUGGUAGGCCAUGUUCACAUGUUGCAAUAAGCCAUAAACCAUGGCUUGCUGUGAGAAAGUAUGCUGCCGGGUUGCUCCUGCUUCCAGAGGCAGAUUUAGGGCAGCGUGACCAGUUCUGCUCCACUGGGCACCGAGCCCAAGGGGCACCGCAGGGUGUCCCAACUAUGAUGUUGAGCAGAACGGAAGGUAAGGGGUGCUGAAUUUUGGGCUCACACAGAGCACCACUGAAAUUUGAAAGCCCCAAAGUCCAUCCCUGCUGCUUCACUCCUCCCAUAGCACAAGCAGGAGCAACAACCCAUAAACCUUGACAUGCCAUGUUGUCCAAAGACCACAUAACACUGGUCUUGAAAGACCUACAUUGGCUCCCAGUACGUUUCCAAGCACAAUUCAGAGUGUUGGUGCUGACCUUUAAAGCCCUAAAUGGCCUCGGCCCAGUAUACCUGAAGGAGCGUCUCCACCCCCAUCGUUCUGGCCGGACCCUGAGGUCCACCACCAAGGGCCUUCUGGCAGUUCCCUCACUGUGAGAAGUGAAGUUACAGGGAACCAGGCAGAGGGCCUUCUCGGUGGUGGCACCUGCCCUGUGGGAUGCCCUCCCAUCAUAUGUCAAAGAUAUAAACAACUAUCUAACAUUUAGAAGUCAUCUGAGGGCAGCCCUGUUUAGGGAAGUUUUUAAUGACUGAUGUUUUAAUGUAUUUUUAAUAUUUUGUUGGAAGCCUCCCAGAGUGGCCGGGGAAACCCCCCAGAAUGGCGGGGUAUAAAUAAUAAUUUAUCCAAACCAGGAUCUUUGUUCUUCCCUAAAGAAACCAUGAUCAGAAUCAGACGUCUGUUCUUGGGCUGCUGAGGGAUUUCUUAGUGAAAUGCUCCAUUGCAUCUCAUUCAGCACCCUGUUCCUCCCUCCCUCCACAGCUCACAGUGAAGUCAGAAGGCAAAGUACAGAUCUGGUGUGGAAGCACACUGAGAUGGAUGCAAGUAGGCAGAUGUGCAAAGCAGAAAUCCAUAUCAGUAUCUUAAAUCCUUGUAUUUGGAAGCACUUCAUCCCUCCUUUGUUCAGAUGCGAUGCUUUUUCAGGAUAUUUAAUUCCAAAUAUAAGGUUUGAAAUUAACUAUAAUUAAUAUUCAUCCCCCCCCAUAUGGUAAAAUAAGUCUAAUUUCCUCUUCUUCACACUCUCAAAGAAACAUUUCAUUAGGUGACCUUUAUAUUUUUUCCGUAUACUCUUGUGGUAUGUUUUGUAAUUAAAAAUGCCAUAGCUCCACAGAGAGCUAAAUGAGAUUUAGUUCACUGCAGGUUUGGGAUUGUUAAUGAAUCAUCAUCCCCACUGCAUGAGGCAAAGUGACACAUAGUUUUCUUGCAUGGCAUCCAAUUGUUCUGACAGCUGGCGUAAUGAUGCAGAUGUUUGUCUCCAAGGGAGGCCUGCUAACACUGUCCUGACAGAAGCACAUGACUUUUUUUUUCAGAUUAAUAAAAGAGUAUCAUACCAAAGCUCUAACAGCUUUAGUAACAGACCAAUUUUAUUUUUAUUCAAAUCAUCACUUAAAGCUACUGUAUACUCAGUCAGACAAUGCAGGCCAGUAUUGUCUGUGCUGAAUGGUAGCUCUCCAGAGUCUCAGGAGGUAUUUUCCAUAAGAUACUAUCAAAUCCUUUCUUUAUCAGGCAAUAAUCAGGGGUCUUCUGCAUGAAAGGCAGGGACAUUGCUAGGCCUUUAAAAGACUUGCGGCGCAGACCCAGAACACAAAUUUGCACAUUUUUAUUUCUGUGUGUAAUUGCAAAUGUAGGCUGACUUUCAGAAAAGAAGCUGCUCUGAAAACAAUGCAAAAAUAUGUGUUUCUUUUAAAGUUUAAAAAGGGGGGGACAAAGGACAAGAGACGUUGAGACUGUUGUAAAAGACCCAUAGCUCCCUGAUGUGGAGCAUGCGCUACAUUUAAAGCACUCAAUUUAACAUCCAUGGCUUCCUCCAAAGAAUCAUGGGAACUGUAGUUUAUUAAGAGUGCUGACUGAAGAUCUAUAGCUCCCAGCAGUCUUAACAAUUUACAGUUUCCAGGAUUCUCCAUGACUCUUAAAGUGGUUUUAAGUGUUUUAAAUGUAUGGUGUGGGUGCAAUGACCUUAUUACAGAAAUUCAUAUAGAAAUGCUUACAUUAAGGGCGGAAGAAUGAUCAUCAUUGGGAUCUGCUGCCCCGGUGAAUCCCGCCACCCUGGGUAAGACAGCAGGCAUAAAGUUGACUUUAAAGUGCCUAGGGAAAUAAUAAUAAAAGAUGUUUAAAAAGGUAAAGGUAAAGGGACCCCUGACCAUUAGGUCCAGUCAUAACCGACUCUGGGAUGGCGGCGCUCAUCUCGCUUUAUUGGCCAAGGGAGCCGGCGUACACCUUCCGGGUCAUGUGGCCAGCAUGACUAAGCCACUUCUGGCGAACCAGAGCAAUGCACGGGAACACCGUUUACCUUCCCACCGGAGCGGUACCUAUUUAUCUACUUGCACUUUGACGUGCUUUCAAACUGCUAGGUUGGCAGGAGCCGGGACUGAGCAACGGGAGCUCACCCCAUCGCGGGGAUUCGAACCGCCGACCUUCUGAUCGACAAGUCCUAGACUCUGUGGUUUAACCCACAGCGCCACCCGCAUCCCUAAAUGACGUUUACCUGCUGCCAAAUGAAUAAGGCAAGUGUCAAGAGGACCUCUCUUGAAAAAGCAUUCCUAACUGGAGCACCAUCACUGGGAAAUCCCUCUCCCAGCAGUUACCCACCUUGCCUCCAACAGCAGAGGUGCCCGAAGAAGCAUAUCCAUCUUCCGGUAUGGAUAUGCCCAUAUAUUUAACCAUCAGCCCACAAUGUAAAUAGCAAAGUAAAAGCUGCAUUAGGUAAUAGGCCAUUUCUUUAUGCAUUGGUGGAGAUUAUGUCAAUUAUACUGAGUCAAACCAUUGGUGCGUCUAUCACAGUACAGUUAGCAUCAGCUGUCAGCAGUACUAUAAUGUUUCAGACAGAGGCCUGAUCUGCUGAGUCCUUUUUAGCCGGGGUUGCCAUUAUCUUCUGUAUUCAAAUCAUGUUCCAAAACUGAGCAGUGGUGCCUCCCUGAUUAGCAGAACUUGGGACCUUAUUUUUGUUUUUCCUUACGCUUCUUCUCUGUUCUUGUUUUUCCUCUUCUCACAAGAGAUUUGAAUUUCCAUUUUAUAAAAAGGGUUUGUUGCCACUAUGCUUUCUCCUGUCCUGUCAAAGCAGUAUUUUUAGUAACUGCAGUAGCGAAGAAUCAUUUGGCCUGUUAGAAUCCCCCUUGUGGGUAUCACGUAGAUCAGUAAGCCUGUGGCCCUCCAGAUUGGCCCCAUGACAGUUGGCUCUUGUUCUUUGCAAAUGAACUUCAUUUUGUCUUUGAAAUAAUUUUAUUUUGCACAUUAUAAUUUAUGAUAAUUGUAGUGGUUAAUUAGUUUGCUAAAGCUUCUAUAAUUAAUCAGCUUAAUUUUUGAUGUGCUUGACAGCCACAAUACAUAUGCAUUUCCUUACCUCAGUGCAUCCUUGCCUGGCAUAUCUAGGAGUCAGGUGGUACUGUUUUCUGCAUUCAGCAUAUAACGCAUGCUGAAAAUUGAUAUGAGUGCAGUGGGUGUUUUUCAUAACCUGGGCAAUAAUGGUUCAGAAACAUGUAGUAGAUUUAGGGGGUGAUCCUAUUACCCCUGGGAGACCAUUUCGGGGGCCAUAGGAUACAUUGGAUCUCCCUUUCCAACACUGAAGAGGGAGAGCCAAGGUUGGAUCCCGACUCCCCACCAACAUGGGAACGCCUGAUAUCCCAGCACAAUCUAUGUCAGAGCCACGACAUCAGUAGGGCCAGAAAGGGGGCAUGAUGGAACUGUGCAAGGGAAGGACCAGAAAACAUAUUGGAGCCAAAUAAUCCAAAAUUGCCACAGUCCUCUGACAUACCCUCAAGAUAGGGAAGAUUUAGACCAGCUCAGUAGUUGGUCUAAAUCUCUCCCAUGAUGAAAAGGGAAAUGUUAAAAAGGGAUACAUUUAAAGGAAGAAGGAUUUCAAGUGUUCUUUCUCUUUUUUUUACCUCACAUCUACCCUGCUGUUCAUCCAUCUUUGGUUUUUGCCCUCCUUGGUAGGAUUGGAGCUUUAGUGAUCCUUGCUUGCUGCCAGAGCCCUUUUAUAUAGGACUACAGCAACUUUCUACCAGAAGAUGCUGUACACCAGGGGUCAGCAACCUAAGGCCCAUGGGCUGGAAGCAGCCCACGGAGGUCAUUUGACUGGCCCACAAGCCACCCCCGAACUGAGCUGCCCACUCACGCACUACAGUAAACCAGCACGGCGUGGGGAAUCACUUCCGUGGUGCUGGAAAUCGCGUCUGCGCAUGCACAGAUGCUGGAAAUCACGGGCGUGCAUGUCCACGGAGGGAUCACCACAGCACUGAUCCAGCCCAGGCAAGAUAAACCUUGCUGGCCCCUGCAGUACACAGGUGAUGGCUGCUUGUUCUAUCAACAGCUAUCAGCCAUGAUAACAAAACUGAAUCCCUGAAUUCAGAGGCGGUGAAUAAAGAUGUUAGUACAGACAGCGGGUUAUGUCUGUUGCCUUAAUGUCCUUCACAUAAACUUCCCACAGGCAUCCAACAGGCCAUGAGUGAAACAGAAUUCUGCAUUAGAUGGAUCACUGAUCAGAUUGAGCAAAGGCAAUCUUACACUUUUAAACUGAUGCUGUAUUAAUAGAUCAGUACAUAAGCAAUAUACUAAUUAUGAGGCUCCAAAGACUGAUCAUUUCCAUGUUCCCGUUAGCUGCGAGUGGCAGUAUGAUUAAAAAAAAGCACAAGUGUGUUAUUGGCAAUAUAGUCUUGGCUACCCCCAGUUCAAAAUUAUUGGGAUAUUUUUGCCAGUUUCUAAUAAUAGUAAUAAACAGCCUGCUAAUUGUCAAUCAUUUAGACCUAUUAAUUUGACCCAGAUCUCAAAAGCAUUGAACUACACAUGCAGUUAAUAAGAACACAUGCAUUAUUAGUGAAAUGGGUUAAUUGAUUAGAAUCAAAACAAGUGUUUCAAAUGGAAGCCAGAAGCAAAUAGGCAGCCAGUGCAACUGGUAUAGCAUUGAUUCAAAUGCCUGUCCCCUUGACAAGCAUCAUAACAGCUGCAUUCUGUAUCAGCUGAAGUUUCUGUACUGUCUUUAAAAGCAGCCCCAUAUAGAGAGUAUUAUUCAUUACAGUAAACUUCUGGACAUUCCUUGCCUCAACUGCUUUCAACCAUAGACCUAAUUGAAAGACUCACCCAGUCUGCCUAACUUCUGUCAAUCAGCCAGAUUUUUACUGUUUGACCUUUCCAAUGUAUAUUGAAAUAAAUUAUUGUGGUGGGGGACAAGGCAUUCAAGAGUAAAUUAAAACAUCUGUUUUCAGACCUGCAAGUUGUCAAAAUUUAAGAAGUUCCCUUCUGGUUUCUUUAGAUUCCCCCACCCCUCUCAACAUUCUAUAAACACUCUAGUUAUGGUCAGGCAGGUUUGAGGGGUUUUUAGCCUUCUGCAUGCCUAGGGAGUCCUUGAAAUAUGAAGAAACCAUUUCUGUAUUUUUGGAUGACUCAGUUUCAUUUCAAAACUAAUAGGCACUCAACCACCUGAGUUCAAAAUUAGAAGGGAUGGUGCUGUUUUAAAAAAGCAUAUCUCUCAAGAUUAAGAUAAAAUGCAAACAUUAUUAAUACACUAUGUUGGUCAACCCUGCCUGGACCAAGUCUUUUCUGAUCUAAAGCUCAUUAAAUCAUUGCUGAAAUUCUGCACAAAUGAAGGCAGCUUAAAUAAUGAGGAGGACUGUGGCCCUUGUUUUUUAUUUGCCAUCUCCCUCUUUAAAACAGCAUUUCUUUCUUGCAAUUAUAUGCUGCCCUCGUUUGAAGGAGCUGAAUGCAACAUAAAUGCUACCCUCCCCAUUUUCUGCUCUUAGCAACCCCAUGAGGUGGUUUGGGCUGAAAGCUUGUGAAAGGGCCCUUUGAACAUUUCAUGGCUGAUGUAGGAUUUGAACCAGAUUCACCCUGGUCAAAAUAAUCAUACUGCUCAUUCAUUAAAUCAUACUAAAGUGCAUUUUAGAGGGAUAUCAAAGAUCCAUUUGCAUCACCAAAAAUUAUGCUCAGAGGGCUGGGACCAAGUAAGCCAUACCAUUAGCAGACCUAUGGAUAUCAAUUGAUAUGACUAACUUAUCCAUUGGUUUCAAUGGGUAUACUCUAAGUGGACUUAGCUGUGCAACUCGAAAUCAGUUUCCUUUUAAGUGGCAGCAUUAUUAUUAUUGUUAAUUUCCAGUUUGACAAACCACACUAUCUUGCAGCAUCCAUUCCUCCUCCUUGUAAUAAGAAAAGAUAAAUUAGAUGUAUCUUUUGUGGUCUUACAAUUAUGCCUCACUUCUGGCUUGCAGUUGUGAACCAAUUGCAGCAUCCAGCUGUGCCCUAUGAGCCUUCAAAAAACAAAACAUGUCCACAUAACUAUGUUUUGUGCUGUUGGUCCUGGAAAAUUGCUCUUGUGUUACACUGUAGCAGAUGGAACAAGGUGCCAAAGGUGCUAUCAUCCCCCCCAAAAAAUCCUUUUUCAAAGCUCAAACCCACAUACAGAUGUCUCCUCAGUACAGUACUGACUGCUAUUGUCCCAGUAUAAAAAAACACUGCUGGAUCCUAGAGCAGAAACAGAAAGAUAUGUCCCUCCACACUAGUACUGCAAACAUAGUACCCACUUUGUGUUUAUUGCUAUUGAGCAGAACAGCAUAAUAUCAAGCAGACUCUGAAAUUAAUUGAUGGCCUCUUACAUUAUUUAAACAUUGACAUUUUUCACUUGGAGUGAGUAUUCAAGUGAAAGCAAUUAUAACUUGAUUAUUUAUCACACCAAUAAGUCAUGGUACAUUAAAUUAGACCUGAGAUGAUUAAGGAUGUCUUGAUGAUUUAGUAUUUGAUUAGAGCCACAGGACUACAAUUUCAAAUUUAAUAAAUAUGCCAGUAGGUAUCUUCAGUGCACUAAGCAUUCUUGCUGCAACUUGUUUGAGUACAGUUCCGCUGUAUAAGAAUGUAGAAAUUCGUAGAUAUUCAAAGAGUCUGAUCCUGUGCUCUGUUGGGUAUAGAACAGGGACCAUGCUUAGGGCAUCCAGUAAUGUCGUUAGUGAUGUGCCAACAUCAUGCCUAGAUUAUGUAGUAAACAUUUUUUUAAAAAAGAAAAUUACUCCUCUUUGCUGUUGUGCCAGGACCAAAAGUGGGGGGGAAGUCUGCACAUGGAGUUUGCCUUUUUCACAGCCUUUGCACACUGUCGAUAUCUUCAUCUAUAUCUUCAUUAAAGUACCAAAGUCUGAACUGACAACUUAGUCCAAAGUAUCUUAAUGGCAAUGUUGCCUUUACUGAAAGUUUCACUGGUCAGUUCUACAGCAGAAAAGAACACUCUCAGCAAAACUUUGAAAAAAUCCCCAAGAAAGUCAACAAUGCAACCUAUUUUUUGAUUGGUGUUAAAUAAUUAAACCACACUAAAAGGGCCUAUCUUCUUAGUAGUUCUGUGUGAAAAAAGAAAUCAAGAAAAGUGGUGUUUUGUUCUUUGCUCUUGUUGGUGUCUUACUACCGGAGUUCACAUUGCUAACAAGUUCAGCUUCUUGACAAAAAGACAGGCAAAACUUGUGUGUGUGUCUGUGUGUCUGUUUGUAUUAAUGUCAUGGACUGGCUGGGUACAGAGGAGUGGUGGGAGACAGCAGCUGGGCAACCCCCAAGGGAAGAAAACUUAGAGCCAGGGGAUGGGUGGUGGGACGAGUGGUCAGAGGGAGCAGACUGGGUGGAGAAGGUAUCGGAAGCUGAAGAAGUAACAGGGUUUGAUGAGCAGGAAGAGGCUGUGGUAGAGAGCAGUGCAGAAUCAGAGGUAGAAGCGGAGAAUGAAGAGGAUGGGGCACAAGAAGCAGAGAUGAGUCAGGCUGGUGAAGAAGCCAGGGGGGUCUCCCACUUAUGCUACAACCAGUUCCUCUCCCCCCUGGUCUCCCAGGACCCAGUAUGAAGAGAGGCACAACAGCAGAAUAUCAGAUUGCUUGGGAAGGACACAGGCGAGGAGGAGACUUAGGGAACUGUGGGAAGGUGGGGACCUUCAGCCCCCACAACUGUCUCAUAGGGGCAAGAUCUACCAGGACGAGUUGCUGUGCUCACUAGGCAUGGCCUCCUGAGUCAACCUUGUGUCCUUGAAGAAAGAAUUAAUUCACUGAUGCCGUGUGAUUGAUUGCUGACCUGCUCCUGGCACAUGCUGCUAAUAGUUAAAUGUAAAAGUGGUUUGUUUGUUUUUUAAUUAAAGAGGGCUCUAAGGCAGAUGUGUUUGCUUUGUGCACGCCAGUGCAACACUCAUGUUUUUUUACAAGAAAUAUAUAAAGUGUGAAGGAUGAAAUGCACCCAUUUACAUGAUUAUGGGGACCCAGGCCCACUCAAGUGUUCCAUGUAUGGCAAUCCAAGGAAGUGUUACAUAUUCUCUGUGUAUCAAAUAUAGAUGUUUGAGUGCUUGAAAUAUGGCAAUAUGCUUCCAAUAGCCUUGAGGGGAGACAUACGGAUUAUUAAAUCUAUAGUACAAAAAGGCUGUUGGAGGUAGCAUUGUCCUAUGACAUGAGAAAUAAAAAAAACAAACUGGCCAGGCAAACAAGCACUAAAUUGUAUUCAGAGCUUUUGACUUGCGGAGAAACACUCGAUGAUUCAUUUUGCUUCUGUUUGUUUUUUCCGCUUCAGGUAUAUCAAUAUAUGCAUGAAACCAUAAACGUUAAUGGCUGCCCCGAAUUCCGCGCAAGGGCAACAGCAAAGGUAGGGUGCUUGCAGCUUUAAAAUAUACACUCCUAAGAUGCCCCAGUAAUUGACUGUGCGCGUGUAUGUUUCAGGUAUUCGUGUGUAGACUGUAAGAAAAUUUAGACAUCAGUGGCAGCCCAGAGUCUAGAACCAGUGCUACUUUCCAGGUAACAACUAUAAUGGCAAAUUCAACCUUUUUGCUGCUGCUUCUGUAGCUUAAGAAAAGAGAAUGCUUUCCAGAAUAAAGAGGCUUGCAGUGUGGGGAGCGGGGAGCCAGCUUCAGGGCAAAUCUACUAUUUCAUUGCAUAGAACAAUGUACUGGCCAUUCGCGCUUCUUUAGCUAAGUUCUCCUGUAACAUUUUUUUUUCUUCAUAGUAUGGCACAGGCCUGCCUUUAGGACAGUAAAGGUUCUCACUUUCAGAGAUGCUGAACACAUAUUUCCUCAACAGAAAGCAGCAGCAGCUGUGUGUUGUUCAUCACUUCUGAAAAACAGGGCCUUAUGACGAAAUUUCAGGAAGAAUCCUUACAAAUCUUUGUAUGUGCCCAACAUCAAGAGAAACAAUGGCUGCGUUCAGUUGCAACACUAAACCAUUGGUUUUAUCAUUACAAAAAGCUUUGCUUUUCCCAGGCUUCCUACUUCUCCCAUCUGGUGCAACUCCAAGGAGAUUGGAAGUUUUUUCUUCCAUCUUUGAUUUACCAAAGUUUGGCAUGCCAUCUAAAACAUGAAAUGGGGUUCAGAUAAGCAAGUUAAGUUAAUAAACUAUGGUUUGAAGUUAGCUUGCUUCCACCAACCAUAGUUAAGAUUAACCACCGUUUGUGUGGCUUCAGAUUACACAAUAACCUGAGGUUAAUCGAAGCAGAAGUGAAAGCUUCAUAACACCUCAGGAAUUCUGUGUAGAGGGGAGGGGCAUGUGCAAGCCCAGUGGGAGGCUAGAAUCAUCCUUGCAAUGCUAAACUGUGGUUUAGCAUUUUAUCCAAUCCAUCCCAUUGCUUUUGUAACUAAAUCUGAAAUGUGCUUUUGUGUUCACAUUGUGCAGAGAAUAAAUGUUUGCAAUAAAAUACACAUUUCCUCAUGGAAUAGAUUCUGCCUUAUAACACUGAUAAAACUUGAAUGAAUUUUCUCUGCAUGAGUGAGGCAGGGGAAAGAAAACUAAGAAAACUGUAGAACUUUUACAAAGCAUAUGCACACAAACCUAAGAACACCGUUCUUUGCAAAUCAAAGCAAUUAAUGCUAAUGUUCUUUCCACACUUCCAGUGAAAGAAUCCUGUUGAUUUGAAAUGGAGAAAACCCAAAGUUUGAUAUAGGGGAAACAUUAUUUUAAAUGUAUUAUUAAAACCAUUAAAAUAAUGUGUUUUAGAUUAUUAGAGAGUAAAAAAACACACCAUUCUGAGCCAUGCAGUACUUUUUAACUUUAAUAAGCUAUUGGUAGGUCUAAAUAAAAUUCCUCCAUUAUGUUAUCAGCUUCUGGAACAUUGCACAUAUCCAAGAGUGGUUUGAGCUUUGUAAGUACUUAUCCAAGAAAGGUGUGUUCUAUAUUAUUUCUGCUGUGGAUAGAAAAGUACAGUUAAAGGUGAAAAACUCUCCAGGUUUGCCAUUCUCAUUUCUUAUUCAUUUAGAACAGCAGGAUUGUAGAGCAAUGUUUCAAUAUCACAAUAUUUCCUGGUUUUUUCUGGGCUGUCUGCAUUGCAUUAUCUUGUGCAUUUAUGUUUGACAUUUAAUGUGUGCAUGGUUACAAUUUUUGCAUGAUAACACAUGUUGCAUAUGUAACUAAGGUCUCAUACUCAUGUUACCUAGUUCCAUCCAUUAAACAUCCCUAAUAGAACAAUCUCUCAUAGGACCUUUAGGAACCGUGGGCAUCAUUCCAGCAGAAGUUAAGCACUUUCUAGCAUCAUUUAUUUCAAUAGAAGAGUUAUGUAUGUGCUUGGGGCUACCAUUCUAUAGCCACUUGCCUGAGGCUAAGCCUCAAUAGGACUUACUUCUGAAUAUGCAAAUAUAGGAUUCUAGUGUAUAUCUCUCCUAUGGAAAUGAAUGAAGCCCUUAAAGUGUUUAACUUUAGCUAGCUUCUUUUCUGCAUUUUAACAUGCCAAAGAAACAUACAAAACACUUUGAAAAACAGUUGCUGGUGGGAAAAUGUCUGUUUCCACAAUGCAAAUUGGUUUAUUUUGAGAAUUAAGGUAUACUUCUAAACGUUGUUGGGGUUUUUUAAGCAAUGCAAUCCUGGUUUCCUGCUGCUUUAAUUUCAGCAACUGUUUUAAUUUCAGGAGUCCUAAAUUUAUUCGACACAGUUAUUUAAACUAAACUCCCCUAAUUAAAGUAUUUUUUCUUCCACUCCUUACCAUUGCCAGAGUCCAGUGGCUCUACUUCGCAUGUAAAGACUAUGGUAUACAGAUUCCACUUUGCUGCUGAGGGAUGUUGCAUGCCUGCCCCUGCUAGCAUGAAGCUCAGUGUGUGCACAAAGGCCCUGCAGAGCUUUCAGUUGUUAAUCAAAUCUGUUAAAACAUUUUUAAAAGUUACUUUGAAAAUACAUUUUUAAUCUAUUUAAGAAAAAAACAGUUCCCUUUUUUGUAGUCUGGCAAAGCUUACUUUUUAUUAUCAUUAUUCACAGCAGAAAGAGUUUGCAUUAUAAAAAUUCAAUUUAAAUAACAAUUCAAAGUGUUGGUGCUGACCUUUAAAGCCCUAAACGGCCUUGGCCCAGUAUACCUGAAGGAGCAUUUCCACCCCAUCAUUCUGCCCAGACACUGAGGUCCAGCUCUGAGGGCCUUCUGGUGGUUCCCUCACUGCGAGAAUCAAAGUUACAGGGAACCAAGUAGAGGGCCUUCUUGGUAGUGGCACCCGCCCUGUGGAACGCCCUCCCAUCAGAUGUCAAGGAAAUAAACAACUAUCUGACUUUUAGAAGACAUCUGAAGGCAGCCCUGUUUAGGGAAGUUUUUAAUGACUGAUGUUUUACUAUAUUUUUAAUAUUUUGUUGGAAGCCGCCCAGAGUGGCUGGGGACGCCAAGCCAGAUGGGCGGAGUAUAAAUUAUAAAUUAUUAUUAUUAUUAUUAUUAUUAUUAUUAUUCAGGUUUCAUAGGGAGGUCACAUUCUAGAGAACAUAGAAAACUGCUUAUAGAUUUAGAAACUCUACCGAAAUCAUGGCAUCCCUCUGCCCAGAAAAACUUCUCCAAGUAGUGCACAGAACUGAUUUUCAUAUUUGCUUCAUGUGCAUGGGUUGCGUUUAUGGAAACAGGGAUCCCCAAAUGUGCAGGAGCUCCAUGGGAGCCUCUAAGCACAUGUGAAACUUGGGAUUCAUGCACCCCAGUCAUAAUACCAACGAUGAUGGCACAUAACUGUGUUUGGAGGCCUUGGGCAAUUCUGUACUAAAUGCUCCACAUCAAUACUUCGUAUUCAGAAGAAUUGUGGAAUAUUUGCUUAAAAUUAAGGAAUUGCAAAUACUGUUUCAUCCAAAUUAAUAUUUUAAACAAAGUCAGCACCAGUGCUUUUCAUUGUACUCGCUAUAUGCUGAAGAGAUGUGUUUUCUUCUAGGCAACAGUUGCUGCCUUUGCAGCUAGUGAAGGCCAUUCUCACCCUCGAGUGGUAGAACUGCCAAAGACUGAUGAAGGCCUUGGCUUUAAUGUAAUGGGAGGAAAAGAACAAAAUUCUCCUAUUUAUAUUUCUCGCAUAAUUCCUGGAGGAGUAGCUGAGAGGCAUGGAGGACUCAAACGGGGAGACCAGUUACUUUCUGUUAAUGGAGUGGUAUGUGAACAUGUUGAUUAUUAUUUUUUUAUGAACUGUGCUUUUUGAAGGAGCUUCAGCUCCCAUGCUGCAAGUAAGAAGUCGUAGCUGGAAAUACUGUGGGCUGUGUCCAGACAUCACCUUCCAUGGAUGGAAAUGUUCCUUCCAUCCAUGGAAGACUUUUGCCAUUUCCCUCUCCCUACACUGCUUCAAGAGUCACCUAACCCUCAGGAACUGUGGAAGAUGGUCCUAGAGGCUGUAGUGGGAGGAAGAAACAGGCAAAAGCUGUCUCCUAUUGGUCUGUCAUUGGGAGUGUCCCAUGAGUUCCACUGAGGGGAUGCUCCCACAGGUUGGAGUGAAAUCUGGAUACAAACCAUUAUAUGUAGCUCCUGAGUCUUGAUGGGAUCAGUGUGGAAUUGCAAACAUUUGUUGUGUUGUUACAAAAAGCUGCUGUUAUGAUAUGCAAUAUCAGGAAUAGUUUGCAAGUCAAUGAUAAUUAAAAACAAAAACAAAGCAAAACAACAGGCAGUCAUAAUGUGACAUUUCAGAUACAAAAAUUGCAAAGUGGAGAUUUUGUGUAGCCAUAUAUUGAUUUUAGAAGGGGUGUUGGGGUGCAGUAAAUCUGUAGGUGCCAGUUAUCUGAGAACUCAUCCCUGCAGUAGGUGCAUCAAUACAAGCCAACUGCAUAUUUAAUAUAAUUCUUGCAGCAACUGCAAAAAGCUAAAAGACUUGAAGGCUUUAUCAAGCUGCUGGAACUGUGUUUUCUGCCCUGAUCCUGGGUUCUGCUUUCUUGCCUUUUCACUCUCCCUUGGACACUUUCCAGCAGGCAAAGCGUAAGAAGUUCAGGUAUUGCCUUCCAAACCCAAGUCCUUAAUAGAAAGGCAGCUCUUGCAAUAUGUGGUUUUUCACUAUUCUUUCCUUUCGUAAUCAGAGUGUGGAAGGAGAGCAUCACGAAAAAGCUGUGGAGCUCCUGAAGGCCGCUAAGGACAGCGUCAAGCUAGUGGUGCGCUACACUCCCAAAGUGUUGGAUGAGAUGGAGGCUCGCUUUGAGAAGCUAAGGACAGCACGGCGCAGACAACAGCAGCAGUUGCUAAUUCAGCAGCAGCAGCAGAAUGCACAACAAAACCAUAUGUCGUAGGUGAGAGAAUCCGAUGGUCUUGCUUUUAGCCUACCAUUAGAAAAGACUUUUGGCAUGUUGUGAUCCAUAGCCUGCUUGUAGUUUCACAAGCCCUGCUUUAACAAUUUGGGUUUAGGUGCUAAUCCAUAAUUUGCUUUGACAUGCCAUACCCUAAAAUCCUUGCUCAAUGUUGAUUGAUAAUAGAGCAGCAGGUGAUUAUUUCAUAACUUAGAUUUUAUGCAGAAUUCUCAAAUAUAGUUGUUAGGCUCAAGUUCAAAAUUCAGGAAUAUGAACUGAAUCAUAUAGAAAUACCAGAUCAGUCCUAACCCCUGACCUGUGCUGCUGGAGGGAGUUACGAGGCAGUGUCUGGUCAUUGCCCUCUGUUGGCUGGCUUACUGCACCCUCUAAAAAGCACAGCGGUUGAGCAGCUAUCUCCAGCAGUGUUCCCACCGAUAACAUCAAGUGUUGGACCCUGAUGUGGGGUAGAGCAGGCCAGAGCUGGAUCCAUAGCUGCUCCAUCACCUGAACAAGGAAUAGGAUUCCUCUGCAGGACACCUGGUCUCAAUACAGUUGUUGUAUCUGUUGGCUCCAUUGCACAAUUGCAGUUGUAUGGAAACUCUUUACAAUUAAGACCAGUAGCAGGCAGCAUGGUGGGCUUGCAACAUUCACCUGACCUCUGGGUGGUCACAUCACUGCUGCUAACUGAGACAUAGAUGGAGAGGGGCAAGGUUGCAAAUGCAAUGGCAGAACCAAUCCAGUUCUCCCACUGGUGCAUUUGCACUGUGCCAUCCUUGUCCAUCCUGACGCAUUGUCCAUCCCCUUUUACCUUCAGUAAGCAGAGACAGCAUGACCAACUAGAGGUCAUGUGAACAGAGCUGCCCCACCAUUCGCUACAGAGCCAAACACAAAGCAAAAAAGAGCAGACUACACUUAUCAUCUGGCUGCUCGACCAAUUGACUGGCCCUUAGUUGCUAGGGCUACUAAUGGCUGCAUGAUAUUAAUGCUGGGCAAUACCAGUGUAGUGACUCCCUGGCGGCUACGUAUAUGGUAGAUGAAAAAGAGUAAUGAAGGAAAUAGACAGAAGGGACAGAUGUUGGUUAAUUCCUCAAUAUUUCUGUUGUUGUUGUUUAAUUAUAGAUUGUCCUCGAAGAAGAAAUUCUAAACCAAGAAUCCAACAAUUUAGCAGCAAAGCUGUAUUUUGAAUUCCAACAUGCAGUAAAAGAGCAGCAGCAAUGACAAUACAACAGCUGCAUUCACCAGCAAACUGUGAAAGGCUGCCAUAAGAAUUGCUUGGCAGGUCAAUAACAUAGUGAAAUCCUUCCAAAAAAGGUUUUUUGGUGUACUGAAGUCCUAGGAUGAAAGGUUUCUUUGACUCCUGUUCCGUGUGGUAAGGCUUUUUAAAAAAGAAAAAGAACACUCUGUAAAAUUGAGAGUUUUGGUAGUGAAUGAAUGAAUGAAUGAAUGAAUGUGUCUAUGGUCCAACCCUGCUUGCUUUACAGUGAUACUUCAGUGGGAAUUUAUCAGAUGGAUGCAAGAUGGGGCCACUGCUGAGAGUAACAGCUGUCCAGUAUUUCUGGCCCUAUCUAGCCUAAGCCAUGCUUUUAAAAGGAUCAGAACUAGUUGAUUUUAAAAGGAUCAGAACUAGCUGAUUCAGAAUGUAGAUGGAAAAGUGCUCUAGACUGCACACUGAAAGCAAUGUGCUGACAUUUGGGUGCUGACAAUUGAAUGCCACCCCUUUUGUGUCCACGCUUCCUAAGCCAGUAAGUGAUACUUGUGAGGAAGACCACCUUUUAAAUGUACAAAUCUCCCUAUCUGGAUUGAGGCUUGUGGCCCCAAGACGUUACAAAUUCAGGGAGAGAUGGCAUCAGUUAUAAAAUGUUACCACUUACAAAAGCCCUUCUUGCAUCUUGCAGAACAUCUUCACUUCACAAUCUUGUACAGGUACUUUGAUCUGAAAUCCAGUUUGUAAUCUAGUUCUCUACUUUUUUUCCUUCCUGGGAGUUAUUACAAUAUUUAUACUGUGGCUGCAGAGUUGAGUUGAUUAAUCAAUGGAUCUGAAUCAAAAUAUUGCUACUUGAUGAAAGAGAUGCUCCUGAUUAAUAUUUGUUUUGUUUUUGAUGGUUAAUUAUUAUUUUUAAUGCAAGUGGUUAUAAAUCCAUGGGGGGCAAUUUCCUCCUCCACCUCAUAGGAAGUAAUGGUGCUUCUGAGAUCAUGCUUGCUCCACCACAUGCUUGCAUCGUCUAAAAACAAUGGAGGAAUUUUUCUUCUUCAAAACUAUAGUUUUGUACUCAUUUGGAACUAUGUAGCCUUAACAGUACAAUGCUGUACGUGUCUACUAAGAGUAAGCUCACUGAGUUCUAUGCAGCUUACUCCUAGGUACCUUGGAGUAGCAGCUUACUCCACCACGUACCUUGGAAUAAGCCCCAUUGAAUUCAGUGGGACUUCUUUCUGAGUAGACAUGUGUACUGUUGCACUUCAUAGCCUAUACAGAAUAAAUAAUAAUAAUAAUAAUAAACAAUUUGGGCAGAUUUUUAUCAGUGGAUUAAUCAACUAAACUUUAUUUUAAUCAAACAGCAGCCCUAAUUUAUACAGAAUUUUAUUUGUAAAAGCAUUUUUACUCUUGGUGUAUUCAUAAAUUCUGUUCAGCAGGUUUAAUUCUGUCUUCUGUAAGUAGUAAGACUAGAGGACCCUUGAACUGUAUUUUUAAAUAUAGAUAUUGCUAGUAUUAUAGCUAUAAUUAUUCAGAAAUCUAUAAUGUUUACAGUAUAUUUAUAAGAUAUAUAUGAUAUGAUAUAAUAAAUAAAUCUAUAUCUAUAGAUAUAUAUCCCCAACAUAUAUAUAUUGUCAGAAUGUAUGUGUUCCAGAGGUAGGAUCUGUACUUAUUAUAUAUUACAAAUGUUUUAAGAUAAUGUUAAUGAGACAAAAAAUUCUUUUGGGGGGAAAAAUAGAUAAAACAGGGUAUCAGUAUUUUCUCUAUUUUUCAGAUAUAUUCUUUAUUUUGUUUAUGUUUUUGGAUUUAAUACACCCAAAUACUUAGUCAAGAAAGCUGGCGUAGCCAAGUGGCUGAGAAACUGAGCUACAAAUCUCAUGUUUUGCCACAAACUCACUAGGUGGCCUUAGGCAACUCUCUCUCCCUUUCAGUCUCAGUCGACCCCCUACUUUAUGGGGGAUAACAAUGCUGACUUACCUUACAGGGUUGUUGUAAGCAUUACAACUAGAUAAGUUAGCACACACGAAGCACAAUGGACACUUGAAAGUGCUAUACAAACCUUGAGCAUUAUUAUUAUCCCAUAGUGGGAAGGCAGGCUUCCCCAAAGAGGCACAAAGGAUUGCUAAAAUAAUAUUAGGAUUUCUUUGACUUGUUCAACAUAGGUCUGAUCUACACAUGCAGUAAAAACGAGGUUGGUUAUCCAGGUGAGAACAGUAAGGGGCUUUAACCCUUUGCCUCAUCUGCAAGUCCCAGUUGGAAUUGGAACCCAGUGCCUGCUAUUUGCAUUGGAAGAGAAUAUUCCGUUGGCACCAAAGAGCCCCGUCGCCCCAUGCCAAGGUUCCCAUCCACGCCUGCCACUUUUACAAAGCCAUUCACAAAAUUGCUCGUUAUGUGAUUGGUGUCUCUUCUAGGUUGGCCCCUCAGCAGGGUUGGUCCUACUAAUGGGCAGAGUGAGGUGGCUGCCUUAGGCAACAUAUGUCAGGAAUGGUGGCAAAUUGAUAAGGGACAGAGGUAUACUGCCAUGAGGACUGCCCUGCCCCACCCCCGCACUGCCCUCUGGUGUGGUGGAGGCUCCUGUCCUGUCACUAGCGUUGAAGUUAAUUCAUCAACCAGUUCAACUGGCUUCUGUCUGUGCUGUAGGGAGAGGUGCCACCUGGUCCUUCACCUCACACAACAAAAUGUUUGGGGACAUUCCUGGCUUUCGAACUGCUUGUGAUGCAUCAUAUUUUUGAAUGCUCCCCUGCAAUUCCCUUCAUUUGGGUUCCAGCACAGCAGACUUCAUUAUUAACAUACUAGAUUAUUAUUUUUACUUGCAGUGAGUCUCUCCCCCCCCCCUUCUUUUUCUUCUUUGGAGUAGCAUUCAAAAUAAGAUCUUCUGAGUUAUACAGUCCAUUCUACCAGCUCAGAAUUUAACCACUCCAUUCUACUACAUGUGCAGCCCAGUCUAUUGCUACUGAUGGUUAGGAAAGGAUAUUACAUCCUCAUGCCUUAGCCAUGAACUCAGCCCAUCUUCAUCUUUUUCAAUGAACCCUAACCCCCACAGGUCUCAUGCAGGGCUCUUUCUCAACCUGGAUACAAAAUACCGUAUUUUUCGCUCUAUAAGACGCACCAGACUAUAAGAUGCACCUAGUUUUUGGAGGAGGAAAACAAGAAAAAAAAUAUUCUGAAUUUCAGAAGCCAGAACAGCAAGAGGGAUUGCUGUGCAGUGGAAGCAGCAAUCCCUCUUGCUGUUCUGGCUUCUGGGAUAGCUGCACAGCCUGCAUUCGCUCCAUAAGACGCACACACAUUUCCCCUUAUUUUUUAGGAGGGAAAAAGUGAGUCUUAUAGAGCAAAAAAUACGGUAGUCUUUAACCAGAAACAUCAAGGAUUUAUGGGACCUUACACAUGCGAAGCAAGUACUCAACCACUGAUUUCAAAUGCUGGCAUCGUAACAAACCAAUCUCAGACCCAAGAAUAUAAAAAGACGUGCCGACACCUGCUGUCAUCAGGAUAAUUCAUAAUGUGUGCAAUUCAUGUGAAUUAGUUGCAAGUAAUCAAAUUAAAACGUCAGUUAAAAUUUACAUGCAGUUUCAGAACCAUUUGAAUAAUAGUCAUGUUGAAAGGUUGCUAAGGAUGUCGUUUUCCUUGGGAAUAAUUUAUAGAAGUCGAUCCUAGAAUUUUCAUGGCUAUGAAAAACAUCCUUAAAGAAGAACAGCCGUAGGAAUUAGCCAGAGCUUAGAUGGGUUUCGAUGAACACACAUAAACUUUCCUCUUUGUAAGAAGUCGGGUGGUGCUUUGUGCAAAGAUUUUUGAAAAUAAUUUGAGAAAAGUACUUCUAAGGCCAAAUUAAAGUUACGGCCAUAGCUCUUUGACACAGAACACAUGAGAUUUAGGAUCAUGGCUUUAGAAAAUAUGAGAUAAAACAUAAUUGUGUGGAAUUGUGUUUUUAGUAUUGUUUCAGUGAUGUCUGGAACCAGGACAGUGCAACUACAUUAGCCCUGUGCCAUCCAACUUUAAACGUGGAAUUUUAUAUUUGGGUUUUAGUUUGUUGUGUUUACCAAAUGUGAUGUGUGUUAAGAAAUAUCUAGCUUCUUAAAAAUGAUAUUGCUUAAGGGUUUAUGUCAGAAUUGAGUGUACAGAAGCUGUUUUCACCUUCCACACCUUCUGUAUUAUGUUAAUACAAACCUCAGUUAUAGCCAACCCUGUAAAAUGUUGUUAUAUAUUUAGCAUACGUUGUUGUCAAACUCCACCAGAAAAAUAAAGAUUUUGAUAAAAUGGCAGUGCAUAAGGAUAUAUUGCAUAAGUAGAUUGUCACUCAUAUUUCAAUAGUGAAUAUCAACACAAUUUUGAUCUUAUGGUUUAAUAAAUUAUUUACACAGAAUGUUUGUUUCCUGUUCCAGUUUACUAUUAAUGUGACAUGCAGAGGUAUUUAGACUGUGGCUGCAGAGCCACGUGCUGCAUAGGAAAGUUUUUAAACAGUGAAUGUCGAAAUAGAAUCCACUGGUAUGCCUCUUUACAAGGAGAGUUGUAUGAAUCUGCAGUUCAUGUUGGUGCAAUGUGAACAAUGUAUUAGAUUGCACAGUGCUUGGUCUCAUGCAUUGAGGAGCAUAUGUCCCACAUCUGGAUGUUCUAAGAGAAGAGUGCCAGGCUCACUGGGUUACCAUAGCAACACCAGUAAGGUCAAGGGCAUGACUUGCUGAGUCAUUCACCCUUCGCAGGAAUGUAGAGAUGGUUAUACUAUUCCUGUUUGCUGCUAUGGUCUGACUGAGAGAAUUGGGUAGGUUUUACACAGCGGCAUUAGCUAGCAUGGUGAUAGCGCUAGCCGAUCACUCUGUACAUUUGUAUCUCUACUUCAAAGACCAGAAUAACUGUAUAUAGUAGAUAGUAGUGUUUAGCUUUGUCUUGUAUCUGGAGACAAUAAACACUUUGUUACUUUGAA
Podarcis lilfordi (Lilford's wall lizard) is the source of this 36963-nucleotide messenger RNA. NCBI's taxonomy places the organism in Eukaryota, Metazoa, Chordata, Lepidosauria, Squamata, Lacertidae. The record is from the annotation of a GenBank genome assembly.